Syzygium oleosum is the source of this 665-nucleotide messenger RNA. RefSeq names its product 60S acidic ribosomal protein P3. Gene Ontology annotation, cellular component: ribosome. The record is from RefSeq and is a predicted model, not a curated record. NCBI's taxonomy places the organism in Eukaryota, Viridiplantae, Streptophyta, Magnoliopsida, Myrtales, Myrtaceae. Gene Ontology annotation, biological process: translational elongation. The transcript is spliced from 2 exons. Bases 106 to 468 code for a protein of 120 amino acids. Gene Ontology annotation, molecular function: structural constituent of ribosome.
ACCCACCCCCUACACACAAACCGCAAAGCCACCGGCCGUCUCCGAUCUCCCUCCUCCGAUCUCUCCCUCCGCCUUCUCGUUCGCUUCUUUCUUGAAGAAGAGACAAUGGGCGUCUUCACCUUCGUCUGCAGGAGCUCCGGCGGCGAGUGGACGGCGAAGCAGGUCUCCGGCGACCUCGAGGCCUCCGCGGCCUCCCCUUUCGAGCUCCAGCGGAAGCUCGUCCAGUCCGCCGUCGCCUCCGACUCCUCCGGCGGCGUCCAGUCCUCUUUCUCGCUCGUAACCCCUUCCUCCGCCGUCUUCCAGGUGAUCAUUGGAGGCGGUGGUGGCGGUGGUUUCAUCGGAGGAGGUGCAGCUGCUGCAGCCCCUGCAGGUGGUGCAGCACCAGCUGCUGAAGCACCUCCAGCAGAGGAGAAGAAGGAAGAGAAAGAAGAGAGUGACGACGACAUGGGAUUCUCUCUAUUUGAUUAGGGCAGUUUAUUUGUGCUUCCAUCUUUACAUUAGUGAAUGCUUCUUUUUCAUGUCUUGCUGGAAACCCCCAUGUCGACCAUAUCCUAAAUAGCACGAGAAUUUUGUUUGGAUCUCCAAAUUUCUAUAUUUUUGUCCUCUUUGGUUAGAACGUUGGAUCGCUGUGAACAUUUUGGCAAUGUGAGUCAUAUUUAAUAGUA